Molecule: messenger RNA, 2602 nt
Organism: Piliocolobus tephrosceles (Ugandan red Colobus)
Lineage: Eukaryota; Metazoa; Chordata; Mammalia; Primates; Cercopithecidae
Gene: DHX58
Product: DExH-box helicase 58
Exons: 14
Coding region: 183-2219 (678 amino acids)
Biological process (GO): cytoplasmic pattern recognition receptor signaling pathway; negative regulation of RIG-I signaling pathway; antiviral innate immune response
Cellular component (GO): cytoplasm
Molecular function (GO): double-stranded RNA binding; zinc ion binding; ATP binding
Source: RefSeq, a predicted model, not a curated record
UUUCUGAUUUCUGCUGUCUGCACUGAGCACAGCGGCACCAAGCUGAGCUAAGCAGGGCCGCCCUGGGCAGGCCUACCUGGUGGUGCAGUUUCAGUUUCCAUUUCGGGUCUCUGAGCUGAGCACAGUGGCACCAGGCUGAGUUAAGUGGGACUGCCCUGGGCCGACUUACCGACUAGAGCAGAAUGGAGCUGCGGCCCUACCAGUGGGAGGUGAUUACGCCUGCCCUGGCGGGCAAGAAUAUCAUCAUCUGGCUGCCCACGGGGGCUGGGAAGACCCGGGCGGCUGCUUAUGUGGCCAAGCGGCACCUAGAGACUGUGGAUGGAGCCAAGGUGGUUGUAUUGGUCAACAGGGUGCACCUGGUGACCCAGCAUGGUGAAGAGUUCAGGCGCGUGCUGGAUGGACGCUGGACCAUGACAACACUGAGUGGGGACAUGGGGCCACGUGCUGGCUUUGGCCACCUGGCCCGGUGCCAUGACCUGCUCAUCUGCACAGCAGAGCUUCUGCAGAUGGCACUGACCAGCCCCGAGGAGGAGGAGCACGUGGAGCUCACUGCCUUCUCCCUGAUUGUGGUGGAUGAGUGCCACCACACGCACAAGGACACUGUCUACAAUGUCAUCAUGAGCCGGUACCUAGAACUUAAACUCCAGAGGGCACGGCCCCUACCCCAGGUGCUGGGUCUCACAGCCUCCCCAGGCACUGGCGGGGCCUCCAAGCUCGAUGGGGCCAUCGACCACGUCCUGCAGCUCUGUGCCAACUUGGACACGUGGUGCAUCAUGUCACCCCAGAACUAUCGCCCCCGGCUGCAGGAGCACAGCCAACAGCCUUGCAAACAGUACAACCUCUGCCACAGGCGCAGCCAGGAUCCGUUUGGGGACUUGCUGAAGAAGCUCAUGGACCAAGUCCACGACCACCUGGAGAUGCCUGAGUUGAGCCGGAACUUUGGGACGCAGAUGUAUGAGCAGCAGGUGGUGAAGCUGAGCGAGGCUGCGGCUUUGGCCCUGCUCCAGGAGCAGCGAGUGUACGCACUUCACCUGAGGCGCUACAAUGACGCGCUGCUCAUCCAUGAUACUGUCCGCGCUGUGGAUGCCCUGGCUGCGCUGCAGGAUUUCUAUCACAGGGAGCACGUCACUAAAACCCGGAUCCUGUGUGCCGAGCGCCGGCUGCUGGCCCUGUUCGAUGACCAUAAGAAUGUGCUGGCCCACCUGGCAACUCAUGGCCCGGAGAAUCCAAAACUGGAGAUGUUGGAAAAGAUCCUGCAAAGGCAGUUCAGGAGCUCUGACAGCCCCCGGGGUAUCAUCUUCACCCGCACCCGCCAGAGCGCACACUCCCUCCUGCUCUGGCUUCAGCAGCAGCCGGGCCUGCAGACCGUGGACAUUCGGGCCCAGCUACUGACUGGGGCUGGGAACAGCAGCCAGAGCACCCACAUGACCCAGAGGGACCAGCAAGAAGUAAUCCGGAAGUUCCGAGAUGGAACCCUGAACCUUCUGGUGGCCACGAGCGUGGCAGAGGAGGGGCUGGACAUCCCACAGUGCAACGUGGUGGUGCGCUAUGGGCUCCUGACCAAUGAAAUCUCCAUGGUCCAGGCCAGGGGCCGUGCCCGGGCCGAUCAGAGUGUGUACUCGUUUGUAGCAACUGAGGGUAGCCGGGAGCUGAAGCGGGAGCUGAUCAACGAGGCGCUGGAGACGCUGAUGGAGCAGGCAGUGGCUGCUGUGCAGAAGAUGGACCAGGCCGAGUACCAGGCCAAGAUCCGGGAUCUGCAGCAGGCAGCCCUGACCAAGCGGGCGGCCCAGGCAGCCCAGCGGGAGAGCCAGCGGCGGCAGUUCCCAGUGGAGCACGUGCAGCUACUCUGCAUCAACUGCAUGGUGGCUGUGGGCCAUGGCAGCGACCUACGGAAGGUGGAGGGCACCCAUCAUGUCAACGUGAACCCCAACUUCUCGAUCUACUAUAACAUCUCCAGGGAUCCUGUGGUCAUCGACAAAGUCUUCAAGGACUGGAAACCUGGGGGUGUCAUCAGCUGCAGGAACUGUGGGGAGAUCUGGGGACUGCAGAUGAUCUACAAGUCAGUGAAGCUGCCAGCGCUGAAAGUCCGCAGCAUGCUGCUGGAGACCCCUCAAGGGCGGAUCCAGGCCAAAAAGUGGUCCCGCGUGCCCUUCUCCGUGCCUGACUUUGACUUCCUGCAGCAUUGUGCCCAGAACCUUUCCGACCUCUCCCUGGACUGAGCACCUCGUUGCUGCAGUACCCGGUUCGGGCUCUAGGGGGCGGGAGAGUCCGCAGCAGCCGUCAUCUUUCCCGGGACACAGCCUGGUCCAGGCCCCUCCUUCCUGAAUCACCAGCUGUGGGCAUCAGGCCCACCAGCCACAGAGGAGUCCUGGGCUCCCUGGCUUAGGCUCCCGCAACGGGGAAACAACUGGAGGGUCAGAGCUCAGCCCAGACCUACCUUGCACGCACAUAGACACUUUCAUAUGCACUGGAUGGAGUUAGGGAAACUGAGGCAAAAUAAUUUGCUGUACUGUACUCAGAAUCACGACAUUCCUUCCCUACCAAGGCCACUUCUCUUUUUUGAGGCUCCUCACAAAAAUAAAUGAAAAAAUGGGAUAGAAAA